Molecule: messenger RNA, 3631 nt
Organism: Trichobilharzia regenti
Lineage: Eukaryota; Metazoa; Platyhelminthes; Trematoda; Strigeidida; Schistosomatidae
Source: the annotation of a GenBank genome assembly
GAAUUGGCUAUUUGUUUGGCGGUCCAUAUAGUCGCAUGUCCUUAUUAUGGAUACUGAAGACUCACUCGAGAAACUAAAGGAUGUUGAUAAAGUUUUAGAAUUAGUGAAGAAGUUGUCAUCAUCAGAUAGUAAUGUCUCCCAGAUGGCCUGUAAGGAAGCUGAUUCUUUUCUUAAGGAGAAAUGUACAAAUGGUUUUGAUAAAGUGGUUGUAAAUAAAGUGAACAAACAGUCAAUAAAUCCAGAUUACUCUGGAAAAACUGAUGAUGUAACUGCUUUCAUGUCAGCAGUUGCACAGGAUGCACAAGAACGGGCCCAGCGACGAGCUAGACAACGUGAAGAGGCAGACAAACUUAAAGAUCGCGCCAAUACAUUUUUUAAGGCUGGAAAUUGCAAAAAGGCUGUGGAUUUGUAUACAAAAGCGAUCGAUUUGGCGAAGGAUUACGAUAUUCUGUAUACAAACAGGGCCCAGGCAUAUCUUCGACUUGGUCAACCUGAUCUAGCAUUGAAGGACUGUGAUACUGCCUUGUUACUCUUUCCAGAAGCUCCACAGUUAAGUCCUACUGGAGAACCUCUAAAACAUAAUGACAAUAUUCUCUCGAAUCCGCGUUUGGCAAAGGUCCACUUGCAUCGAGGGAAAGCUUUAAUGUCACUCAAUCGACCGGCUGAUGCGCUUGCUGCUUAUUCGUUUUCACGUUUUUACUCUUCAUCUAAGAAUGACAAGUGUGUUUCAGUAAAGCCGAAUGAAGAAAAAUGGCCUAAUUAUUUGGUAGAAUAUGUGGCUCAGGCUGAAGCUGCCCUUGCUGCUCAAAAAGCAGAUGCAGAAGCAGAAGCUAAUUUCGCCGAGUCAGCAAUAGGAUUCACUUCUGGUUUGAAUGAUAACCAUGAAAACAUUUCUUCGAGUCAACAGUUGUUAUGUCUAUUAGCUCAAUUGGCUCGGAGAAAUCAAAAUUCAAGGUACUAUAGUGCAGGGUUACGCCAUAUGAGUCGUCUGUUUACUGAUGCUCCGAAGUCACUACCUACAACUGUCAAUGAAGUCAAAACUACGAAUCUAGACGUGAAAACUGAGUCUCUCGAGGCCAUGAAACAUUCUCCUGAGAAGACAAAGUCUAAUAAGAAACGAAAGAGUAGUGAGCUUCACACAUCCAUAUCGGAACAGUCAGAAACUACCAAAACCUCUACAAACCAUAAUCCACAAACAGAAACACUUUCUGACUUACAAACAAUAUUUCGCAUAAAAAGUGGAUUUACCCUCCUGGAUAAGGAAGUGAAUGUAAUCUAUGACAUUUUAAAUCUUGAUGCAUCUAAACAAAAUGCUUCGAAUAGAAAUUGUACACAGAUUAAUGUGGAAGCUGAAAAUGUUGCUAAUAAUAAUGAGUCAAAGCAUUCAAUGUUAGAUGCAUCGGAAAGAAUGCUUGCAUUACUCAAUUUAACAAAUCAACUUACCAUUGAUUGCGCAGAGAAUCAACGACUACUAAUUGAACGUCAGCCUAAUCUAAUUAAACUUGCUUUAAUUUGCCUAAAUAUGUCAUCAGAUUUUGUUCAGCAAAUCACUUGUUCCACAACAACAACCAAAGAGAAUAACAAUUCGUCGGGUGCAACUGUAGAAAAACAACGCAGUUUCCACAUACUGGGUUCACUUAGACUAGCUGCCUGCAACUUAUUUGUUACACUGUCGUCGUUGCCGAGUGGUCGACAGUCUUUAUUAGAUCUGUGUGGAUCUGGUCCAAUCUUAACUGGAUUAGCUAGUUGUUUGUCAGCAUCAGUCUCUUCAUCUCAAGGGAAUACUUCUCCAUCUCCUGUAUAUGCAUCAAGUUUGGCAGAUGCAGCACGUGGAUUAAUUGCUCGUGUAUCCUCUGGAGGUGGUAAUAAUUCAGUCCAUACAGUAAAUAAUAAUAAUGUUGACCCGUUGAAAUGUAAUUCUGCUUCAUCUGCAAUGUCUGUUGUUUGUGCUGCUAAAGCUGCACAGAUAUUAGAAUAUUUAACUGAGAGUUCAAGAUUUUUGAUACUUGCUCGAUCUUCUACUGAUGGAUUACAAGGCCUACUGUUAAUCAUUGAAUCAGCUUUAGCUUCAUCUUCGCCAACUACUCCUAACCAGUCAUCUUCAACUACAUGUCAUUGUUUGGCUACAUUGUUAGACAGUCUGGGAAAUGCUUGUCAGGAUGCAACUUUUCAAAAAGCUGUUCUACAAAGCCGUCAAACUCUAUUAUUCGGACUUGCUGAUUGUCUUUCACGCCAUACUCCAUUAUUGAAUGACCCAAAUCACGCUCAUUUAAUUGGUUCAAUAUGUCGAUUACUGCAUAACAUUUAUGUGGGACAAUUAGAUCGGUCAGUUAAAAACAAUAAUAAUAACAACAACAAUCGCAGAAAUAUCAAUGGUCUAAGCAUAAAUGCUAAUGAUACAGAUGAAGAUUGUACAACCACCUUCUGUUUAACAUCAAGCAAAUUAAUCAAUUCUAUACUGAAUGGGAUCGGUGCUAUUCUAGAUAAAAUUGGUCAUGGUCCAGAAUUAAGAGCUAUUGCUAUCGCGCUAGCUGGACGACUUCUGCCAUUAUGCUCCCAUGAUAAUAAACAGCUAUCCUCUUGGUUCGGAGAACGUACUGCAUCAGAGUCAAGUGUUCACGUGCCAUUAAGUGAUUUGCCGUCACGUACACGGUUGCUUAUUGCUGUUUUAGACAGUUGUUCAGCAGAUUCAUAUUGGAAGAAUAAUCUUCAAAAAGUAUCAACGAAUAAUCAAAAUGCAAGUGAAAAUACUUCAGAAUCCAAAGGAACAAAUAGUAUAUCAUCACAUUUAAUCAAUGGAUGUAUACGCUGUUUAGCUGCUGGUACCAGUCAUUCAAUAUCUUUACGUUAUAUCAUUGGAGAUGACAGACGCCGUGUAAGACGUUUAGCGCGAUUUAUUCGUGUAAGGCUACCUUUUACUGCAACUGAUAAUAAUAGAAAAUCGAAUACUCUUCGAACACCACCCCGAGAUGAACCAUUAGCAGGAAAUGUUUGUCUUAUUUUACAGCAUUGUGCCACAGAUACGCCGUUGGCUGAACAUCUUCAAGGCACUUCAGUAAUUUAUGAUUUAUUAUCACUAAUACAGGAAAGUAAAAGGUUAGACACCAAAAGAAACGCAGCAAUUCUAGUGGGUAAAUUGGCUCAAUCAAGUCAAGUACACCGUGAUGAAUUAUCACGUUUAGAUGGUUACAGUGUACUGACACCUUUCAAUUCAUGGACUGCAACAUUGGAACGUUGUUAGACAAAUACGAACAUGUACUCUAGAUGUCUUUCACAUUACAACCGAAGUCAUUUCAAGGGCACUUUCCCUUCCCGGUCAAAUAAACAAACAAGCAACAAUGUGUGACAAUAUUUUUCAAGUCUCUUUAUUCGUUUAUUGUUUCACUUUUGAAUGUUGUUCAAAACAUUGUCUCCACACGGAGAAGCCUUGUUUUCUUUUCAACUUUAUUGUACACUUUUAAAAUGUUGGUUUCUUACACAAACUUAUGUGAUACGUUGUAGUUAAUCAUUUAUAUGUUGAUAUGUAAACAUUACAAAAUAGAAUGUCACACACACAGACAGACACUAAUGCAGAACAGACAGCUGUCUGGGCAUAUUAAGAUGACAAAUAAAACAGCAAACGUUGAAUUUC